CGCUCCUAUCUCCUCCUCCAAGCAGACGUACGGCACCAACCGCAACAGCCAGUCUUACGUGAAAAGCAGUUCCUCUAUAGGCUGACCUUUCUGCUCAUCCGCCAUGUCCUUUGCAUUCAUUGUCAUGACAUUCCUUCUGGGCUCCUCCAUGAUGAUGGCAUUUGUCUUGCAUCCAUCCAGGGAGGAACCUGCAGCUGCUGCUAACUCUCCUGUCUCAGCCCACAGGUGCCAAAGUGAGUCAUGGCAGUCUGUCAGGAAGAGCCUCCUCGGACUUCUGAACUUGCAGACUGAGCCGAGGCUGCCUGAUGGGGCGGUGGACAGCGUCAGAGAGCAAUGGAACCGAACCUUCAGCAUCCUUUCUCACACAGCCAGACACACAGCAGCCCCGGCAGUCCCGAGCUACUCUGCAUCAGCUGAUAAUGGAAACAGUGCAAACCUGAAGUGUUGUUCCGUGGCCUCAGAGAUCUUCAUGAAGGAUCUGGGCUGGGACAGCUGGGUGAUCCAUCCUUUGAGUCUUACCUUUGUUCAGUGUGCACCCUGUAACUCUCCCACAGACACUGUACAGUGUCCAUCCUACCAGUUCAGUGCUCGGGGUGCCAACACACAGGACCAGGUGCCAUGUUGUGAGCCAACCUCUCAGGAAGUGGUGCCCAUUGUGUACAUGGAUGAAACCGGCACUGCUGUCAUUUCCUCCAUGCAGCUGACCCUCAGCUGUGGCUGUGGAACGGCCCACUCCCAAGAGCCCGGCAAGGAGUAGGCUGCAGUUUGCUUUGAGUGUCUGGCUAAUACACACACACACACACACACACACACACACACACACACACACACACACCUAAAGGAUCAAAAAACACAGCUCCUCACAGAAACACUGCUUUUGUAGGCUGUCACUCUCUUUUAAAAUACAGUGUGUAUUCAGCAGUGGCUGCAGGAAUCCAAAAAAGUCUCAGCUUUGCUUUUCUGCAGCUCCUCUGAGCCAAAGCAGACUUCUUAUUUUAUUUUAUUUUUUGAGACAGCCAAUCAUAAAGCUGGCCCGUUGUGAUCAAAUGAUAAAACUGAUUUGACAUUAAUUACACAAUAUUGCAUUGUAAUGCCACACAAUAUCUUGGUCUGUUUAACUCACCAGUUAUGACAAAGAAUGCAUUUCUGCAGUUCUCGGGCACCAAAGUGGAGUCCAGCUGACACAUGCAUGAUUAAUGCUCACAGUUUAGCUUUACAUAAAUCUCAUGUGGGCAGGCUUCUAUUAAUAGCUGUAACUGAGUGUUCCCUCCAGAAAUGUGAGACUGGAGCCAGAUGCACUCUGACAGCAGGAUCUGGAUCUGCUCUGAUGUGUAAAAUGACCCGUCCUCAUCUCCGUCUGUGGAAAAGAAUUCAGAUUUAAUCUUCACAGAUAAACAGAGGUUGUAUUGCACAAAGAGAUCAUUUUAUGCUCACCAGAUAAAUUUUCUUAAAUUCUCCUGAGUAUGGAGAUCUGUGCUGUGAUAUAAAAUUACCUUCCAUUGGUUAUAUGCUAUAUUUUCAUGUUUCAGCUGAAAGCAGAAGACAAACAGAACAAUGCUGCACUGUAACCCCAGAACAGAGACUUUAACAUUAGAUAAUUAAACAGUUUACUGGUUAUAUGGCUGACAUGCUUUACCACAGGAGGACACAUCUGUACACAUCUGAUUUUUUUUUUUGAUAUAUUUAAAUUCAGCCAAUUAAAAAACUCCAGAUUUUUAGUUCUGAGCUUUUAUUUAUUUAUUUUUUUAUGUGAAGAUUUGAAAAACAAUAUCUUGAUAUGAUAUCAUCCGUGUUUUUUUCCACAUUUACACUGAAGAACUUGCGUGUUUUUAAUUCUUAUGCUUUGUUGAUUAUUUCCACAGGCUGGUGACAGUUCUCAGUUGUGAUUUCUUUUAUAUACUCAAAGUUACUUCACAUGUUUCAAGUAAUGUUUUGCCAUCCUGAUCAUUUAUACCAUUCAAUAAAUUCUUGCUUAUUAUAAUAAUAAAUGAUUGAAAUCAACAGAUUUUUUUUUCCUGUCAGCUGGUAUUAAAUAAAUAAAAUGUAUUUAUAUUGCAAAAAUCGCAAAAUGCUUCCCAAUA
Archocentrus centrarchus (flier cichlid) is the source of this 2081-nucleotide messenger RNA. Its product is annotated as nodal homolog 4-A-like. Lineage: Eukaryota; Metazoa; Chordata; Actinopteri; Cichliformes; Cichlidae. The transcript is spliced from 6 exons. The record is from RefSeq and is a predicted model, not a curated record. The coding region runs from base 104 to 757 and encodes 217 amino acids. Gene Ontology annotation, molecular function: growth factor activity.